CUCAGAGGGCAGCGCGAUGGCGGCCUCGCAAGGCGACGGAUCAGCGGCGAUCGGCAUCGACUUGGGCACGACGUAUUCGUGUGCUGCCGUGUGGCGGGGCAACCACGCCGACAUCAUCGCCAACGACCUGGGCAAACGCCUCACGCCGUCCUACGUGGCGUUCACUGGCGCCGGGAGGCUCGUCGGCGAGGCGGCCGUGAAUCAGGCCGCCCUGAACCCCACCAACACCAUCUACGAUGUGAAGCGACUGAUCGGCCACCGGUUCAGCGACGAGUCUGUGCAAGAAAGCAUCAAGGUGUGGCCUUUUAAGGUCGUUGCCGGCCAUCUCGAGAAGCCGAUGAUCGUGGUGCAACACGAAGGCAAAGAGAGGCAGUUUAUGCCUGAAGAGAUCUCCUCCAUGGUGCUAGCCAAGGUGAAGGAGACCGCAGAGGUCUACCUAGGCACCACUGUCAAGAAGGCAGUCGUCACUGUCCCCGUCUACUUCAACAACUCUCAGCGCCAGGCCACAAUCGACGCUGGUGCUAUUGCUGGACUGGAUGUCAUGCAUAUCAUCAACGAGCCCACCGCAGCAGCCCUUGCCUACGGUCUUGACAAGAUGCCCACCACCGAUGGAGGGAGGACGGUGCUCAUCUUUGAUCUCGGUGGUGGCACCAUGGAUGUGUCUCUCCUUAACAUUGAUCCCGGUGUCGACAUAGGUAUGGGUCUCUUCGAGGUGAAGGCCGUCGCCGGUGACACCCACCUUGGUGGGGCUGAUUUUGACAAUGAGAUGGUGAAAUACUGUAUGCGGAAUUUCAUAAAGAAACACAUGAAGGUGGGCAUCAGAAAAGACCUGAAGGCGCGCCGGCGGCUGAAGACAGCCUGCGAAAAGGCAAAGAGGAUGCUAUCUUCCAUGGAAGAAACUAAAGUUGAGGUUGACUCGCUGCAUGACGGCAUCGACUUUUCUGAAACGAUCACCCGUGCCUGCUUUGAGGAGCUUAACAAGGACCUCUUCAGCAAGUGCUUGGAGGCCGUGAAGAAGUGCCUCCACGAUGCCAAGAUGGAGAAGAGCAGCGUUGAGGACAUAAUCCUCGUGGGAGGCUCCACCCGCAUCCCCAAGGUGCGGAGCAUGCUCCAGGACUUCUUCGAUGGGAAGGACCUCUGCCGGAGUAUCAACCCAGACGAAGCUGUCGCCUAUGGUGCUGCCAUUCAUGCUUCGGUUCUCAGUGGUGGAACAGGCGACGGGAAGGUGGGUGAUAUGCUUCUGCUCGACGUCACGCCACUAUCCCUUGGGGUGGAUAUCAAAGGAGACCUCAUGUCCGUCGUGAUCCCGAGGAACAGCACCAUCCCAACCAAGCAGGUGAAGGUCUUCGAAACCUCCUGCCACAACCAGAAAAUGCUGGAAUUCAAGGUGUAUGAGGGCGAGAGCAUGAGCACCAAGGACAAUAACCUGCUCGGUGAGUUCCUGAUAUCUGGCAUUCCACCGGCGCCUAGGGGCCUACAUAAGUUCCGUGUGACCUUUGACAUCGAUGCGAAUGGUGUCCUGAGCGUAUCGGCCAAGGACAGGACCACCGGGCUGAAGAACAGCAUCACCCUCACUAAUCACAGCGGUCGGCUGCACAAGGCAGAAAUUGAGUGUAUGGCACAAGAGGACCAGAGGUACGAAGCGAAUGAGACGACGGAAUCAAGUAAUGCCAAGAAGGCCAAGAGAAUUAAGCAUGAAAAGAACAUGGGCUACAUCACACUAGAUGCUUAAUGCUAGGACUGCUGUUAUUUUGCAACUUCUGGUUUGACUUAUGCUCAGGCUAUUAGUAGUACUGUUAUUUUGCAACUUCUGGCUUGACAUA
Molecule: messenger RNA, 1823 nt
Organism: Sorghum bicolor (sorghum)
Lineage: Eukaryota; Viridiplantae; Streptophyta; Magnoliopsida; Poales; Poaceae
Product: heat shock cognate 70 kDa protein
Exons: 2
Coding region: 17-1732 (571 amino acids)
Biological process (GO): cellular response to unfolded protein; protein refolding
Cellular component (GO): cytoplasm
Molecular function (GO): misfolded protein binding; ATP binding; heat shock protein binding
Source: RefSeq, a predicted model, not a curated record